GGUUGAAGCAGCAGCAGUAGCAGUCUUGUAUGUGGAUCCCUGGCAAGAGGGCAGCAGCAGCAGCUUCAGGAGAUACAUCCCAGACCAAACUGCCUGAGCAACAUGGUCGUUUUAAGAACCGCCGCUUGCCUGUGCAUGCUGGUGGGCUUCUCGCUUCAGGUGGACGUGAAAAGUGGGAAAGAGGCAGGAAAAGCCGGGAAUUUCAUGGAAGAUGAGCAAUGGCUGUCAACCAUCUCCCAGUACGGGCGUAAGAUCAAACACUGGAAUCGCUUCAGAGACGAAGUUGAGGAUGACUACAUCAAAAACAUGGAGGAGAACAUGGGCUCUGAUGAAACUAUGGACACCACCAAGGACCCGUGCCAGAAUGUGAAGUGCAGCCGCCAUAAGGUGUGCUUUGUUCAGGGCUACCAGAGGGCCAUGUGUGUGAAUCGCAAGACACUAGAGCACAGAGUCAAACAGUCUGGGCAGCUGGAGGCCCAUGAAAGCAGCUGCAAGCCUUGUCCUGUUGCUGCCUCCUCACCUGUAUGUGGCUCUGAUGGACACAACUACGCCUCUGAGUGUAAGCUGGAGCAGCAGGCCUGCCUCACAGGCAAAGAGCUGAGCAUCAUGUGUGCUGGCUUCUGUCCCUGUGCCACUGCCUCCGUUACCCUCACAAAUACUGACACGAAACGUGACAGCUGCACCGGCCAGGACCUGGCAGACCUGGGUGACCGCCUGAGAGACUGGUUCCAACUCCUUCAUGGAAACGCGAAGCAGAAUAACUCUGGCAAGCUCGGAGCUGGCAGCGCUUCAGCGCUGGACAAGAGCCUUGUCGCCAGCUGCAAGGACUCCAUUGGCUGGAUGUUCUCAAGGCUAGACACCAAUAGUGACUUGUACCUGGACCAAGCUGAGCUAGCUGCUAUUAACCUGGAUAAGUACGAGGUCUGCAUCCGACCUUUCUUCAACUCCUGCGACAGCUACAAGGAUGGAAAGGUCUCUACGGCAGAGUGGUGCCUCUGCUUCUGGAGAGAAAAGCCACCGUGCCUCGCCGAGCUGGAGAGGAUCCAAGUGCAGGAGGCCACCAAGAAGAAGCCCGAGAUGUACAUUCCCAGCUGCGAUGAAGACGGCUACUACAAGAAAGUGCAGUGUGACCAAAGCCGAGGGGAGUGCUGGUGCGUCGACCAGCAUGGUGGAGAGUUGAUGGGCACCAGAAUCCAUGGCAACCCUGACUGUGAUGAAGUGGCGGGAUAUUCUGGAGAUUUUGGGAGUGGAGUGGGAUGGGAGGAUGAAGAGGAGAAGGAGGCAGAGGACACCGGAGAGGAGGCGGAAGAGGAGGAAGAAGAGGAGGGCGAGGCAGACGAUGGAGGAUACAUCUGGUAGAACUGUCUGACCCCACGGGGAGAGCCGAGUCACAGCCGCUGGCCUGAAGAUCUACAGGGAUGGCUCUCUUCUCACAGCAAAAGAUUUUGGGACCGGAUCGGGAAGGGAUGGAGUUGUGUAUCAUCCUGGUGGGAUAUGUGGUGCUGGGCAGGUCCAGGGACAAGACGAUAACCAGUUUUUGUCUUAUAUACGUGUAAUUGCUUCAUUCUCUUGUCUCUAUUUUUUGAGCAACAGAGCUUUUUGUUUUGCCGUCCUGAAAAGCAGAAACCACUGACUGCUGCGCCAUAGGUAGCUAAAGUCCAUCAGAACUCCCGUGUUGUCCAACCGCCAUCUAUGCAUAUAGAGAUUACCAGUAAUUUUGUAUUGUGUGAACAUUUGCUUGAGUAUUAGAGCCACUGUCCCACUGGAUUAAAUAGAGAUUAGAAUUUAAAGGAAUAGUUCGACAUUUUGGGGAACAAAAUGCUUUCCUAUUUGCUUUCCUUCCAAGAGUUUUAUAAGAAGCUCGAUACCACUGUUAAAUACAGUAUAGAGAGCCAAAGUCACGCUAUUCUACUUCCGGUCCAUGGGACCUAUCUUUAGAAAAAAUAUGAACAGGAGUCAAUGAGAGGUACUAAUUCUUUUUUGGUCCAGUUUGAUUGUGCCAUGCAUUUCACAAAUGAUGUGUGUAAAUUUAAAAGAUAAUUUAACAUGUCAAGAGAUAAACAAUUUGAUGUCAAAAGUUGAAUAACAUUAGGUUUUCUAUGAGAUCACUUAGUGAACUUCUGGCGUGUCGAACCAGAGAAAUAUGGCUGUCUCCCUCUCGAGCUUUACCGUCUUCUUCCAAGACGAGGGCAUAAGUAUCAAAAGAGGUAAACACCAUUAUAAAUCGGGUCAUGUCGAGAGCUGCAGCUACUCAGAGUGGAGGCAAAAUGUGGUGAUGUCAGGUAGGUGACUUGGACUUGUAGUCCAUCUGAUUAUGUAUUUUACCAUAGCAUUUUACUUAAGUAUCUUGCAACAGACUGACAUUUUUGACAUGUAAAAUCAUUUUUUAUUUUGAAAAACAUCACAUGUGGUAUCCAAGUCGAUAGGGACCAGAAAAUAGUUAGUCUUUUACCAUUGACCACCGUUCAUUUUUUUUUUCAAAGAUCGGCCCCAAUUAGGCAAACAGAAGGGGUGGGACUUUGGCUGAAGCUAGAGCAAUGAGGCGGUUAGCUUAGCUUAGCAUAACGGCAGGACACUGCUCUUUCUAAAGAAAGAACAAAAUCAGAACAUAACUUCUAAAUCUCACUAAAUAACAUUUCUUUUUUUUAUCUGUACAAAAACCACAGUCUAACAACAACAACAUCUUGGGUUAUUAUGUGCCGGACUGUCCAGGGAGACACUGCACCAGAAAAAGCACAGGCCGGCACAUAACAUCCUGUAAAAAUGCAAAUAGUUUUUACAGUUUUUGUUUAAAGUAAUGAGCUCUAAUGUUUUAAUUGGUGAGCUUUAUAGAUGCUGGUAGGUGGAUUUUGUUGACUUUGGACGGAGCCAGACUAGCUUAUUUUUUAGUCUUUAGUAAAUAGUAUGUCACUGUUGUGUUCACAACUUGUUUUUGCUGCCCUCCAGUGGCCAACCAAACCAAUUAUUGCAGCGUAGCUAAGCUAAUCAUCUCCUGAUUGUAGCUUCAUAUUUAUGGUACAGAUAAAGAGAAGAAAUAUAUCUUUUCAUCUAUCUUGAAAUAGAUAGAAAUAUUUCCCAGAAUGUUAUAAUUUUGUUAAAGCAGAUCAGUGAAAUGUGGUAUGGAUUUCCAAACUGAUUCUGUAAAUAUAUACAUCCAGUGUAAAGGAUCUGUGAAGAUAGCUUCAAGGAUUUCAGGUUACUCCGGUUUCAAGCUACCUUUACGAUAUAGUUGCACCACAGCUCAAUGCAGUUUUUAAAUUUACAUGCUUUACGCAUUAAGUGGAAAGGCACAACUAUACAGGACCUACGUUUCCAGUUAGAUUACUUUAAUUAUAACUUGUAGAAUGUACUUAAAUGACCCAAACUGCACCCACAGUUGAAACCACAAGUCACUAACUCUGAAAUCAUGUCAAAGAAUGUGCCACUACUAUCUUUCAUUCUGAGUUUGCAACGUGAAAAACUGUACUUUGUUAAAAAAAAACAAAAAAACAAUUGUGUGCAUUACUUGAAGUUCUGUGUGUAUACUUGAAUUCACAUUGUAUUUUUUUUUCUAUGAGAUCACUAUUUCCAUGUCUUCAUUCAUGCUAUUAGGCCAGCCAUUUGGUUGUUUUUAGUAUUGCAUGUUAGUGAAUAAGAAUGUACUUCUAGGCUGAGCACUUUACUAAUAAAGGCACUGGAGCCAAA
Molecule: messenger RNA, 3684 nt
Organism: Etheostoma cragini (Arkansas darter)
Lineage: Eukaryota; Metazoa; Chordata; Actinopteri; Perciformes; Percidae
Product: testican-2-like
Exons: 11
Coding region: 103-1359 (418 amino acids)
Molecular function (GO): protein binding; calcium ion binding
Source: RefSeq, a predicted model, not a curated record